Molecule: messenger RNA, 1172 nt
Organism: Podarcis raffonei (Aeolian wall lizard)
Lineage: Eukaryota; Metazoa; Chordata; Lepidosauria; Squamata; Lacertidae
Gene: LIPT2
Product: lipoyl(octanoyl) transferase 2
Exons: 2
Coding region: 56-757 (233 amino acids)
Biological process (GO): protein lipoylation
Cellular component (GO): mitochondrion
Molecular function (GO): lipoyl(octanoyl) transferase activity
Source: RefSeq, a predicted model, not a curated record
UGCCCUUCUCUUCCUCCCCGCUGGCGUGCCCGUGGCGCCGGACCCCGGCUGCCGGAUGCGGCCUCCCCCGGUGCGGGUGCUGCGCCUGGGCCGCGCGGCCUACCUGGACUCCCUGGCGGCGCAGGGCCGCUGCGUGAGGCGCCACCGCGAGGCCCCGGCCUCCUCUGAGGCGCCGCACCGGCUGCUGCUGUGGGAGCCGUCGGGCCCCGUCUUCACGGUGGGGCUGCGCGGCCUGGACGCCCGGCGGGCCUCGGCGGCGGAGGAGGAGCGUCGCCUGAGGGCGCUGGGCGCCGGCUUCGAGCGCGUCCCCCGCGGCGGCCUGGCCACCUUCCACGGGCCCGGCCAGCUGGUGGCCUACCCGGUGCUGGACCUGCGGCGCUUCGGGCUGCCCGUGCGGGGCUACGUGGCCGCCCUGGAGAGCGUGGCCGUGGCCGCCUGCCGCAGGCUCGGCCUCCCGCAAGCCGCCGCCCUGCCGCCGCCCUGCACCGGCGUCUGGCUCCGCGGGAGGAAGGUCUGCGCCAUCGGCAUCCACUGUGGAAGGCAUAUCACCUCUCACGGUUUGGCUCUGAACUGCUGCACCGACUUGACGUGGUUUGACCACAUUGUUCCUUGUGGGCUGGAGGGGAAGGAGGUGACGUCUCUGAGCAGAGAACUCCAGAGACACGUCUCAGUUGAAGAAGCCACCGAGCCUUUUCUGGCUGCCUUUCAAGAGGUGUUCAAGUGCACUUUGAUGGAAGGAUCUCCAACAGAGAAUUAGGAGUUUGGGAGAAUGAAUUGUCCUAAUAUCCGCCUGCUCCUUAGGAACACACAGUGCUGUUCCUAACGGAAGAUCUACUGAAUCAUGAAAAUCACUGUAUGCCUUUGUGUAUGAGGUUUGUCUUCUGCUACCAAUGUGGUGCCUUCAGAUAUUACUGUGUUACAACUCCCAUUAUCCCAUUAGCUGUGUGGGCUGGGUAUGAUAGGAAUUGGAGUUCAACGACAUCUGGAGAGACUGGGCCAACCCAGUUCUGCUGCAUAGACUUGAAAUGUUGGAGCUUCCUUUCCCAGCCAGUCCUGGGAAUUUUGCCUUUUUGUGAAAGGAGAGUCCCAAGGAAUUUUCAACGGAAUGAUCAGCGUCUCAAAUAAACUACGGUUUCCAAGAAGCCGUGAUGGUAUUAAAGGUGUUCAAAGUU